Molecule: messenger RNA, 6132 nt
Organism: Panthera uncia (snow leopard)
Lineage: Eukaryota; Metazoa; Chordata; Mammalia; Carnivora; Felidae
Gene: ACTR6
Product: actin related protein 6
Exons: 11
Coding region: 57-1247 (396 amino acids)
Cellular component (GO): Swr1 complex
Molecular function (GO): nucleosome binding
Source: RefSeq, a predicted model, not a curated record
AAGAGUGAACGGAAGUGUCAGAAGGGGAAAACGAGUGCAGUUUGGUUCACGUUAAGAUGACAACCUUAGUGCUGGAUAACGGAGCCUAUAAUGCCAAAAUCGGUUACAGCCAUGAAAAUGUGUCGGUAAUUCCUAACUGUCAGUUCAGGUCAAAAACGGCACGUCUUAAAACUUUUACCGCCAACCAGAUAGAUGAAAUAAAGGACCCUUCUGGACUCUUUUAUAUUCUUCCUUUUCAGAAGGGCUACUUGGUGAAUUGGGAUGUUCAAAGACAAGUUUGGGAUUACCUUUUUGGAAAAGAAAUGUAUCAGGUUGAUUUUUUAGAUACCAAUAUUAUUAUCACAGAACCAUAUUUUAACUUCACUUCAAUUCAAGAAUCAAUGAAUGAAAUCCUAUUUGAAGAAUAUCAGUUCCAAGCAGUCUUAAGAGUAAAUGCUGGUGCUCUCAGUGCACAUAGGUAUUUUCGAGAUAAUCCUUCCGAAUUAUGCUGUAUCAUUGUAGAUAGUGGAUAUUCCUUUACACAUAUAGUUCCUUACUGUAGAAGUAAAAAGAAAAAAGAAGCAAUUAUUCGGAUAAAUGUGGGAGGAAAACUCCUAACCAAUCAUCUAAAGGAGAUUAUAUCUUACAGGCAGCUACAUGUUAUGGAUGAAACACAUGUGAUUAAUCAAGUGAAAGAAGAUGUAUGCUAUGUGUCUCAGGAUUUUUAUAGAGAUAUGGAUAUUGCAAAGUUGAAAGGAGAAGAAAAUACAGUAAUGAUAGACUAUGUUUUGCCUGACUUCAGUACAAUUAAAAAGGGCUUUUGUAAGCCAAGGGAAGAGAUGGUGUUAAGUGGAAAAUAUAAAUCUGGGGAACAAAUUCUUCGUCUGGCCAAUGAGAGAUUUGCUGUUCCAGAAAUACUCUUUAAUCCUUCUGAUAUAGGCAUUCAAGAAAUGGGUAUUCCAGAAGCUAUUGUCUAUUCAAUUCAGAACUUACCUGAAGAAAUGCAGCCGCAUUUUUUUAAGAACAUUGUUUUGACAGGAGGAAAUUCCCUUUUCCCGGGAUUUAGAGAUCGGGUUUACUCAGAAGUUCGAUGUCUCACUCCAACAGAUUAUGAUGUUUCAGUUGUGCUGCCUGAAAACCCUAUUACUUAUGCCUGGGAAGGUGGAAAAUUGAUAUCAGAGAAUGAUGAUUUUGAAGAUAUGGUAGUAACAAGAGAAGAUUAUGAAGAAAAUGGACAUAGCGUCUGUGAAGAGAAAUUUGAUAUUUAAGAAACAUUCUGAAUUAAAGUUUUGAAUGGCUGUGAUCGAAAGGUUUAAUUUCAGUGUUCUUUUUAAAGUAGGUUAAGGAUCUGUGUUACCUUUCAUCCCAAGAUUAGAUCUUAAACUUAUGUGAAUACUUUGAUCCUCAGCUAAUUUUCAAAGGUUGCUUAGCUAAGUUAUUACAGUAAACUGUAUCUCAGCUCAUAUUUUCAUUUAAGAGUUAGACUACCAUAACAGUGCUUACACUAUUCCUGAGACUAGGUUAUCUUUCAUUAGAAGAGUAAAUGCAUUUUGAAUUUAAUUCUUUAUAGCCGAGAGCGCAAACAUAACUGUCUCACUGGUCAGUUUUCCUUGGAAAGCUGUUUUGUGUUACUAUGAAUAGGGAGGGAUUGGCUAAAAUGUUUUCUGGCUGAUAUGAUUUCUCUUUUAGAACUAAGUAGUUUAUAUAAAAAUUGCCAUUUUUAUUCACACAUACUAAAGUUGGGAAGACUAAUCUUAUUUGUGUUUAACAUUUGGUUUUUAUUUAGAAUAAAUUGGAAAGGGUGGAAACUAAAGCCAAUGUAUUAAAGUGUUUUUUGAUCAGUAUUAUGUUGGCAGAAAUGUAUUAUUUCACUCACAAAAAUGCUGUACCAUUUUUAGGAUGAAAAGAAAUUUGAAGUUAACUUAGGGUUGGUCAAAAACUCUUGAGACAAAUGUUAGUGAGUGUUUUGUUUUAAAAACUUUAUAUAGAGGCACACUUACACACAAAAAACCUCUUGUAUAAUCCACAGUAAGCAUAUUAAGGUGUUAAAAGCUACAGAUUUCAAAUUUAAGGAAACAGGUGGCAAUGACAUUAAUGAAUGGAUCAGGUAGGCUUUGCUUGCAAACAGGAGAAACUCAUUUGGGCUAUCCUAAGCAAAACAAAAUUUAUCAGUGGGACAAAGGGGAGCUUAUCAAAUCUAAAGAAAAAUGACCAGCAGCCUUAGGAAGGAUGAAAACCAGGAUAACCUUAGGAAUGUAGGUUACAGAAACUGAGUGAGAGACAAUCCUUUUAGAGCCCUGCCAUCAAAAUAUCUCAGCUUCUCUAUUUUCUAUCUUAUAUAGUUAUGCUCAUAAAUCAAAUUCCUACCAGUUUCUUUAUGCUAGUUAGUAUCAUGCACCUAUCCCAUGGCUUCAGGGACUUUGACAGUACUACUAAGAUAGCAUAGAAUAAAAGAAGGUAGUUUCCCAAAGGAAAAUUAAGAUGAAGAGACAGAUGCUGAUCAGAGUGAAAGAGCUGUUAAUUACAAUUUUAUUUGGAUCAUGUUGGGUUAGGGCCUGGUCAGUCCUUCCUAGACUUAGGCUGGUUAUCAUUACAGAGUUGCAAGUCGAGUGUUUGUGUGAUACCCAGUUAUGAGCAUAUAAUCUGAAUAGUGUAGCAAGAAGAUACUGAUAGCAUAAAAUAAAUUUUUGCAGCCAUACAGUGUAACUGUUAGAAUUUCAAGAUGAUGUGGUUGGAGGUUAAAAAAAAAAAAAAGGCAAAUCCCCAUUUAUAGGGCUUUCCUUGACUUGUCAGGACUUCAUGUUGGACAGGCAGAAUACUUAUCAUCAUUGACCAGGUGUUUUUCCUGUGAGGAACAAACAUUCCUCAAAGAUGCAUUACCAAAACAUGCCCUGGCCUUGAAGUCUUCUGUUAUGUUCUGCUGAGAAUGAUUGUGUGUGUGUGUGUGUGUGUGUGUGUGUGUGUGUGUGUGUGUGUGCAUAUGCUUACUACAGUAAACUAAUUUCUGUAGGCAGUGUAGGUAUCAUAGUGGUCAUCUUUGAGACACUAAACAUUCGUUUCUGAAAUUAAUGAACAUAGUCCUUACUCCUCUAUUUCUAGAGCAUUGAAACUCCCUUCCAUUUCAAUACCUAUCUAAUUUAGAAAGCUUAUUGCUAGAGAUUUUGUUUUAAUAUUAUACAAUAAGUUGAGUUCAAAGAGAACCUUUAACAUUAUUUAUAAAUAAUAACAUUGAGGUGAUUCAUUAAAGAUAUCUAUUAUUUUGGAAAGAUAGUCAUAAAAUCCUAAUUUACAAUUCAUAAAAAGUGGGAUGAGAACUUAGCCACAUUAGAGUUUAUAAUUUUUUUUCAAGUUUAUUUAUUUAUUUUGAGAGAGAGAACACAAGAGGGGAGAGGGGCAGAGAGAGAGCAAAGGUGAGAGAACCCCAAGCAGGCUCCCUGCUGUCAGCAUAGAGCCUGAUGGGGCCUGAUCCCCCAAAACUAUGAGAUCAUGACCUGAGCUGAAGUCAUAUGCUUUAACCCACUGAGCCACCCAGGCACCUCUAGAGUUUAUUAUUUUUUUAAUGCAAACUGCAUGCAUGGAAAUAACAUGUUCCAGUGUUGGCCAUGCAUUAUACUCCCCUUAAGACAAUAAAGAAUUAGGAUUUAUAUCAAUGAGUAAGAUAGAACAGUCCUCUCAAACAGUUUUUUAUCUUGGUUUUGAAAUUUUUAAUUUGGUGGUGUUUGUCUUUGCAUAGCAAACUGAUACUGUUCACCUCCUUCAUGUCCCAAAUCCCUUUAAACAUUUCAGGUGGAGAAGGGAGGGAAGUAAAUGAGAUCAGGGAGGAAUACACAGGGAACACUUCAGUGCUAUUUGUGAUAUAUUAUUUCUCAAGCUGGAUGGUGAGCACACGGGUGCUCAUUGUGUUAGAAUCUACACUGUGUAUGUGAAAUAGUUCACAGUGUAUUUUGAUAGAAGAGUAAAUCUGUAAGUGACUCUAGGAAACACAAAGGGUGCUAUUGAUGAACAAAGUGGAAGAAUUCCUAAAAGAUGGAAAACAAUGGCGUUAGGUUGUUAGCGAAUCAAGAAGAAUAUUCAUGUCCCAAAUCAGGGCAGGAGAAAACUACUAAAGAUAAAAUAAUUCCAGAGAUACUUUAAUGUCAGGGCAAAUGUCAGGAGAAUAGGAGAUAAUGGGUGAGCCAUUAAAAGAAUGAAUUGGAAACAACUGAGCCCUACUCACUUUCUUGGAAUGGAGGCUCAGCAAAAAGAGAAAGUGUAAGGGUUGGACAAUCUAAAUAGUUUUAUAUUCACUAAAGUCAUCAGAGUAAAAGGAAAAAAAUAUUAAAGGGAGUGGUGGAUUGUGGCACUCAUCUCUGGCUAAAUAUAGGAGCUCAGACCUCAUUAGAAAGAAGUCUGACAGGGCAGGGCCCUCGGGCACUUAGCACACCUCUCUCUUGCUGAGGAAAGGCACCACAGUUAGAACUUAGAUUCAUCAACAGGUAAACAGGAAUUCAUUUAAAAAAAAAAAAAAAAAAGACAACCAAGCAUUAAACAUUUGAAUGAUACUUAAACACCACAAGAGGUACACCAAAUCCAAAAAAAAAGAAUGAACCCCUAAGGGAAUAAAGUAAACUUUAUACUAUUCUCUGAGAGACUAAUGAGGCAAUUGUAUCUAUCACAACAGGUUACUAUAACAAAGAUCAUAGAAAUUAAAAAUAGGAUUACUUAUGCUUAAUUGAUGGGUUGAAUAGCAAAAUGGACACUACUUAAAAUUUAAAAAAAAAGAAGCUGAGGGAAUUUUCCCAGAGUGUAGCACAAGUGAGCAAGCUCUAGGAUGGCUGGGGAAAGAAGCUAGCCAACAUUGACAAUAUAGGCCAUGUUGUCCCCCUGAUACUAUGAUCCUCUCCUAUCGAGAGGCCUUUUGAUGAGCUUGCACACAAAACACAAAUAACCUCACACUUGGGGACCGUUCAUCCACAUAACUUCUUUCCUAAAGCUUCUAGUUCCCAGGUUUCUUGUAGUUUUCAAGUCUCUCAUCCUCUGGUCAAACCAUUAGCCAUUAUCCCCAUCCAAUAUGUUCAUGCACAUUGGACAAGAGAUGCCCCUCUUGGUUCUGCCCUCUGGGAUCAUUUCUCUUCCCUACUGCAGGUUAGGCAUGCACAGAGCAGCAUGUCAAUGUCAAGCGGACGGUGGUAUCUGCAAGAUUGGACUCAGGCUGGACAAGUAAAUUCCAUGGGCUCACACUUAGAGCACCUACUCUUACUGCACUGUUUAUGUUUCACCUGGCCCAUAUCUGUGACCUUAUGGAGGUUACCUAAUACCAGAGAAAAAAUUCAAACCUGAUUUACAGGUGGUUCUACGUGAUAUGGGUAGUACCAGCCAGAAACACAGUGCUGGCACAGAUCAAUUGUUGAAUUAUACUCAUGUAUGAAUCAGACAACAAGAGUUACCCAAUAGUAUCACUGGCCACAGAGUUAAGUGACAAGAGCUGGGGCUGCAAUGCUAACUUGUUGGUUUUUAUGUCAAAAAGCUUUCUAGCACAUUAGCAAUUGCAUUAUAAAGGCACUUCCAAAUCCACUUGUACAGAGUAAAGGGAAGAAAGAUUUCUAGAAAAAAAGGUCUCAAGAAGGCCUUUCAGUCUUAAAUAUUCUCUAUAUAAAUUAUAAGAGGAGAAAAGUUUCAUCUCAACAUUUAUUUCUCUGAGUUAGAAAAUCUUUUAUUUACCUGGGUAGUAUCUGAGAAUGUGCAUAAGAAGUUAAACAGAGUCUUAAGCAUUAUGAAUCAGACUGUUAAUUCUCACAGAAAUUUACUGAAUGUUCCAACAGUAGGUAAUCUUCUCAAUGAUUGGAGUUGGACUUUAUUUAUGCAGAGAAAAAAAGAUUUUUGCGUGUAAGUCCUCCCUCUAAAUGGUCUAACCUAAAAUCGAAUGAUAAUACCCUUGGGAAUUCUUUUUAAGUGGAAUAACUGUAAUUUGUGGAACUGUCACUAGGUGGAGUGGCACUGUUGGGUUAGGAAUUCAUGCCUGGGAACUUUCAAAAACCAUUCGGUAGAAGUCAAUUUGUAAACAAGUUCAGUUGAAUAAUGGUGUGUAUAUAUGUUGAUCAAAAUAAGCUUUAUUAGGGAAUGUUAUAAGAAAUUGUCAUUCACUUCAUACAAUAAUAAAACAUUUCAAGCAUU